Messenger RNA from Fusarium proliferatum ET1, 1161 nucleotides. RefSeq lists its product as uncharacterized. The transcript has 2 exons. Bases 1 to 1161 code for a protein of 386 amino acids. The record is from RefSeq and is a predicted model, not a curated record. Lineage: Eukaryota; Fungi; Ascomycota; Sordariomycetes; Hypocreales; Nectriaceae.
AUGCCACGUCCAAAGCCGCUCCCGGACUGUGAUGGCCCUAAGCUUGAGUGCUUCCUCGAUGAUAUCACUACCGACGACUUUAAGAUACUCGGGAUUUCAGGCGGUGGAUGUCAUUCACAAGUCUUGAAGGCCGAGAUUCAUGGGGAAGUCUAUGCCAUCAAGGUAUUCUCCCAUUGGGGGGCAACGGAGCCAUGGUUUGCCAUGACAGCCUUGGACAAGAUGCCCGAAAGCGAAGACGACCCCGAGCCUCUUGUGCCAAAUGAUGAACUAUCCCAGUCGACCAUCGAUAGCCUCCGGCUCCACGCGACCUCCUUCUACAACGAAUGCCGUGUCUUUGGGAGACUGAAGGAGCUAGAUCGCGAGCAUCUUGCCAUCAAAGCCUAUGGCUACCUCGAGUUUAAUCUCGAUGAUGAAAGGGUGCAGCAGAAAUUCCUCCCUUUUCUGGAAGAAAACGAGCUCCCAUCUCUUUUCUCGCAGGGAAAGAAAGAUUUCACCACUGCAGACACGAUCCGAACCCUCUUUCAACACUAUGACCUCAAAAUACCGCUGAUGGCCAUUGUCAAAGAAUGGAUACCUGUUCGCAGAGACCAGUCGAUGCCAUUUGUGUUGACCCAGAAACAGAUGCGCUCCCUGCCCCGACUCCUCCGAAAUCUCCACGAGCUGCACAAGUCAGGCAUCGUGGUACGAGAUCUCAAGGUGCAGCAGUACCUAGACGGGAAGCUGGCAGACUUCAGCUUCGCCUGGACCAUCCCGCACAUCUUUGGUCCAGAGAGCGGCCUCCGGCCCCGUUGGAGCUUUGAGAGCAUGGCGGCGUGGGACCUCAAAUGCUUUCAGGACAUGCUCGAUUUCUUCGAUCAAAAGGCCGACGAUACGGUGCCGCGUAUGCGAAAACACAAUCAAGUCGCAUGGAGAAAGGACGACGUUUACGAUCACCUCCGGCCCAGACCUCAGAUGUACGGCCCCUUCCUGCCCAUGCUCAUCUACGACAGCAAGCCCCAACCCAUGGUGCAUCGCCCGCCCUUCGAUCCCGCCAAGUUCAACUGGCAGGCUGUCCAGAAGACAACAAAGAAGUGUGCCGCCGGGCGCGUGCGCGUCACCAAGACAAAGGCGCCUCAAAGAAGAGCGCCAAGAAAAGCGUCAAAGAAGAGAGGGACGAAGUGA